CGCAACACAGAUAACGGACCUAAAAUUUCUCCGUCUGUUAUCCUUUAACAGACUCGUCCGUAGAUAAUUAUGUGACUUAUUAUCAAAAACGUUAAGCGAGUAUCAGCGUGUAGCCUACAGAGAGAAGAAAAUGCCGCUCACCGAUCUAGAAAUAUACUGAAUCUCUGUUUGUUUCCUCCUCUGAUCUGUGUCCCCAGUCAGUGAGAUGUCUCUGGCUCAGAGGGUUUUGUUGACCUGGGUCUUCACCCUGGUUUUCCUCAUCAUGCUAGUACUGAAACUGGAUGGAAAGGUGCAGUGGAACUGGUUCCUCAUCUUCCUCCCAGUUUGGGUCUUUGAUGGCAUCCUCAUCCUCAUGCUUGCCAUUAAGAUGGCUGGCCGUUGCAAGCCUGGGUACGACCCACGGAACGGCUCCCCAGAUCUGCGUCUACGUGCCUGGUACUUGACGGCCAUGCUGCUCAAGCUGGGCUUCUGCCUGACACUGUGUGCCAAGCUGGAGAAGCUGGCUGAUGUAAAGCUGACGUUUGUGUGCAUACCGCUGUGGACCAUGUUGCUGGGAGCGCUGGUGGAGCUGGGGCUGAAUAUCUUUCCUGAGAGGAGAGAGGCCUGAGAGUGAUCAGAGUGCUCUUUCAAACCUUGUCACAAAUCAUUACACCAACAAAAGACAUAAUAUAAAAUAUGUUUGUAUGACCAUUGCUUUGUGAAAUUGGAGCCUUUGCUUUAGUCUAAUUGUUUCCAGAGAGGACAGGGCCUCAAGAAGGAAUCAAGUCAUCAUCUGAUACCUUGGAUCUUUAGAAUAAUAGACUUUGUGUAAAAAUAGAAAUCAUGUACUCGGAUCUCAGUGAAAUAUGCUGUGAGGAUUUUAGCAGAGCUGGGACUCUGCUGCCUGUGUCAAAGAAGAGCUGCCUGUAAAUCCAAUUGUAGGAUUUAAAGAAAAAAAGUCCAAAACAGCUCAACAAUGGUUCUGUUUUCUUUACAAAGAAAAAACUGCAUAUAUUUAAGACUACUGUGAAACCGACACUGGAAGAAACAUGAAUUUCCUCUAAUGUUUUCUAGUGUUUAUCUUUAUUGUACAUGAGCUAGCACAGCUGCUCUUGUAAGGAACGCCACACAGAGAGGGAAGUGAAUAGUAUUUGGUGAAUUGUAACUGCACUUCCUUUAUUUAAGCUGCAUAACAUAACUAUCACUCUUGGUACCAAAUCAUGGAGUGUAAAUUUUGUUAAAUGCAGAUAUUGUUUGGCUGUAUUUACGCACGGACACUUUGUCUUUUCAUUCCUGAGCUGUGGAGGGUUGUUGGUUGAUUUUACAAAUUAUAAAUUAACUUUCAAAGUGUUGAUGAGAACAGCUUGUUUGGCUACUUACACACAAAGGAAUAAAUAACAGAUCAUUUAAGAAAUUGCUCAGGACAAAAAGGCUCUUGGAACAACUUGUGAUGUUCUUUUUACCUACGGGCUACCCCCCCCCUCUGCCUUGUAUAAUAUCUCUUUUGUACCGUUGAAAUCAUGUGUCCCAUGAAAAUAAAUAUGAAGUUGUUAUUAGGUGCAAGGUCCAAGGUCAUAAAACCCUUAACUUUAAAUGUACUCUGUGAUUUACAUUCGGAUUGAUAUGGAAAAUCUAUUGCAAAUGACUUGUGUUAAGAGAUGAAGAUCAUGUUCCUACUGUAUGUUAAGUUUUAUUAUUACAGUGUUAAUUGUCAAACCGACACAGCUCAUCUGAAUAUUUUCUACCAGCAGUUUAAAAUGUGCGAAGCUGAUCAUUGAUUCACAGCUCAACUUCAUGGUACAGCUGACACUGUGCGUGACUGAAAUUGGUUUUUGUGCCAUGUGAUUGUUCAUUAGUAUUUCCGAUACAUUCUUCGCAUUACUUUGCACUAUGUUGACAUGAAAAUGAGAUGGCAUGCAUGUGUUUGAACAAUAAAUGACUCGAUUUACAUGAA
Messenger RNA from Seriola dumerili (greater amberjack), 1933 nucleotides. RefSeq names its product transmembrane protein 60-like. The transcript is spliced from 3 exons. The coding region runs from base 206 to 607 and encodes 133 amino acids. NCBI's taxonomy places the organism in Eukaryota, Metazoa, Chordata, Actinopteri, Carangiformes, Carangidae. The record is from RefSeq and is a predicted model, not a curated record.